UUUUAGAAGAGAUCUCAUUUGUUUUUGACAAUGAGCAGCGAGAAUCAAACUUAGUGUUAAGGCUCUUAUCUGUUGGUCCUUCAGAUUAAUGUGUUUAGCUGAACCGUUAGUAAGAUAAUUAUCAAGUAAUCUGUUCACAGCCGUCCAAUAAUGAAGACCGUAUUGAUGGUGGCAGAGAAGCCGUCACUGGCGCAGUCUAUCGCUAAAAUUCUGUCUAAAGGAAGUUGUUCGACCCGAAAAGGCUUCAACGGGGCAUGCUCAGUGCACGAGUACACAGGAAGCUUCCUGGGCCAAAGCAUCCGCUUCAAGAUGACGUCAGUCUGCGGCCAUGUCAUGAGCCUUGAUUUCAUAGGAAAAUACAACAACUGGGACAAAGUUGAUCCGGCUGAGCUGUUUAGCAAAGCCCCGACGGAGAAGAAAGAAGCCAACCCUAAACUCAACAUGGUCAAGUUCCUACAGUCAGAGGCCAAAGGGUGUGACUAUGUGGUGUUGUGGCUGGACUGCGAUAAAGAAGGAGAAAACAUCUGUUUUGAGGUCUUAGACGCCAUCCAGCCGGUAAUGAACCGGGCCCAGGGUAACCAGCGGACCGUGUACCGGGCCAAGUUCAGUUCCAUCACCGACACGGACAUCUGCAACGCCAUGAACAAGCUGGGUGAACCCAACCGUAACGAGGCCCUGUCAGUGGACGCGCGACAGGAACUGGACCUGCGCAUCGGCUGUGCUUUCACACGCUUCCAGACUAAGUACUUCCAGGGAAAAUACGGAAACCUGGAUUCUUCCCUGAUCUCCUUUGGGCCGUGUCAGACUCCGACGCUGGGCUUCUGCGUGGAGAGACACGACAAGAUCCAGUCCUUCAAACCUGAGUCUUACUGGGUCAUUCAAGCCAAGGUGUUUAAAGGGAAGGACAGCCCGUUGACACUGGACUGGGAUCGCGUCCGCGUGUUUGAUCGGGAACUGGGACAGAUGUUUGUCAACUUGGCCAAGACGGCGCGAGAGGCCAAGGUGGAGUCAGUGAGUAAGAAGGAGAAAGCCAAGCAGAGACCUUUGGCCUUAAACACAGUGGAGAUGCUGAGAGUGGCCAGCUCUGCCCUGGGAAUGGGCCCACAGCAUACCAUGCAGGUGGCAGAGCGCCUGUACACGCAGGGGUACAUCAGUUAUCCCCGCACGGAGACCACCCACUACCCCGAAAACUUUGACCUGAAGGGCACGCUGCGACAGCAGGCCAACAGCAGCCCCUGGGGACACACGGUGAAAGCUCUGUUAGCAGAGGGCAUUAACAGGCCCAGAAAAGGUGUGGAUGCAGGUGACCAUCCUCCCAUUACCCCAAUGAGAGCAGCUUCAGAGAGUGAACUAGGCAGUGAUGGUUGGCGUCUGUAUGAGUAUAUUACCCAGCAUUUCAUCGCCACGGUGAGUCAGGACUGUAAAUAUCUGCAGACCACCAUCACCUUCUCCAUCGGCACCGAGGGUUUCUCCUGCAGCGGCAAGACCCUCAUAUCAGCCGGUUUUACGGAGGUAAUGCCAUGGCAGGGCGUGGCCCAGGAGGAGGAGCUGCCCGUGUGUCAGCGCGGAGAUCUGUUCACCGUGGACGAGAUCAAACUGCUGGAGAAACAGACGAAUCCUCCUGACUACCUCACCGAGGCCGAGCUCAUUACGCUCAUGGAGAAACACGGCAUCGGUACGGACGCCAGCAUUCCGGUUCACAUCAACAACAUCUGCCAGAGGAACUACGUCACGGUGGAGAGUGGUCGAAAGCUCAAACCGACCAGCCUGGGAAUUGUCCUGGUCCACGGUUACUACAAGAUCGACGCUGAGCUGGUUUUGCCCACCAUCCGUAGUGCGGUGGAGAAGCAGCUGAAUCUCAUCGCUUUGGGCAAAGCGAACUUUCACCAGGUCCUCCAGCACACCCUCGACAUUUUUAAGAGGAAGUUCCACUACUUUGUCGACUCCAUUGCAGGCAUGGACGAGCUGAUGGAGGUGUCCUUUUCGCCCAUCGCGGACACGGGGAAGCCUAUGUCCCGCUGUGGGAAGUGUCACCGCUUCAUGAAGUACAUCCAGGCCAAACCGAGUCGCCUGCACUGCUCUAACUGUAACGAAACGUACAGUCUCCCUCAGAACGGGGCCAUCAAGCUGUACAAGGAGCUGCGUUGUCCGCUGGACGACUUUGAGCUGGUCCUCUGGACGUCCGGCUCACGGGGGAAGAGUUACCCUCUCUGCCCCUACUGCUUCAGCCACCCGCCCUUCAGGGACAUGAGGAAAGGUAUGGGCUGUAAUGAGUGUACCCAUCCAUCCUGCCAGCACUCUCUGAACUCUCUGGGGAUUGGCCAGUGUGUGGAGUGUGAGAGCGGCGUGCUGGUGUUCGACCCCACGUCCGGCCCCAAGUGGAGGAUGGCCUGCAACAAGUGUAACGUCCUGGUGCACUUCUUCGAGCACGCUCACAAGGUGCAGGUCUCCACCGAAAGCUGCGACACCUGCGAGGCCUCACUGGUCGCCGUCGACUUCAACAAGGCGCGCUCUCCGCUGCCCGACGGCGAAACCCAGCACACGGGCUGCGUGUUCUGCAGUCCCGUGUUCCAGGAUCUGGUGGAGCUCAAACACGCGGCCAUGCGACACCCCAUGCACAGGGGCGGCGGGGCUAGAAGAGGUGGGCGGGGUAGGGGAAGGGGGCGGAGACCUGGGGGAAGAGGUAACCCCAAGAAACCCAAAGAUAAGAUGGCGGCUUUGGCAGCGUACUUUGUGUAG
Chanos chanos (milkfish) is the source of this 2739-nucleotide messenger RNA. It is a transcript of the gene top3b, whose product is annotated as DNA topoisomerase III beta. Gene Ontology annotation, cellular component: nucleus. The coding region runs from base 151 to 2739 and encodes 862 amino acids. Gene Ontology annotation, biological process: DNA repair; DNA topological change; DNA recombination. Lineage: Eukaryota; Metazoa; Chordata; Actinopteri; Gonorynchiformes; Chanidae. The record is from RefSeq and is a predicted model, not a curated record. The transcript has 17 exons. Gene Ontology annotation, molecular function: DNA topoisomerase type I (single strand cut, ATP-independent) activity; DNA binding.